GCGGGACCCAGAAUCCCCUGCGCCGAGGCAAGAUGGAAGAACACAGCAGCUGCGGGAGAACAAUGUUUUGGCUUUAGAUGUUGAAACGGACGGCUGAGGGUGAACUUCACGGGCCAAAACAGCAGGUCAUGGUCCUGCACCGAAUGUCACUGAUUGCCAUCCUGUAGUCUUCAAGUCUACUGGCAUCCACCAUGAGCAUCAUUCAGGACAAACUAGGCAAUGAAUUCCUGCACUCCAACGGGAGCAUGGACUCCAAUUUCGGGCCAGGCAUGAUUAUGUUCAGCCAUCUCCCCCCGGUGACCAGCUUCACACGGCUGGCUGCCCACUCUGUCAUGCAGGAACUUCCGCCUCAUGAAAUGAUCCUGAAGAAGGAGCGUGACUCACCUGACUGCAGCACGGGCACCCAUGGUGGCCGCAUGGGCUGUGUAGGGGUGGGAGACUAUGUUCACACCCUGGGCAUCAAGCAGGAGAAGCUGUCAGAGCAUGAUUACCGCCUGCCUGUGUACCCUGGAGGCCUCGGGAAGAGCACAGAACUACUGGAGGUGACAGUCAGUAACAACCAGAGCCUUCUGGUGCAUGACCUCAACAUGGGCAACCUGCCGAGUCAGUUAGUAAAGGAGCCCACUGGGAGAAAAGGUCGAAGGUCAAAUGGUGAUGGGCAGGAGGGUAAACCCAGAAAGAAAAGAAGCGAGGCAAAGCAAUCAAUGUUGCUGGAUGCUGAUGGAGGCAGCAUGUCCCCGGGAACCAAGCCCCACAUCUGUGAGCACUGCGCUGCAUCUUUUAGAAGCUCAUAUCACCUUCGCAGACACGUCCUCAUACACACAGGUGAAAGACCCUUCAGAUGCAGUCAGUGCAACAUGAGUUUCAUUCAGAAGUAUCUUCUCCAGCGCCACGAGAAAAUCCACAGUGGAGAGAAGCCAUUCAGCUGUGACCAGUGUAACAUGCGCUUCAUUCAGAAGUAUCACAUGGAGAGGCACAAGAGGACGCACAGUGGAGAAAAGCCGUACAGAUGUGAGACCUGCCAACAGUAUUUUUCAAGGACAGACCGACUGCUUAAGCACAAGCGAACCUGUGGAGAAGCAAUAAAGCAGGGGCUGGAUCCCGCCAUGAUGGACAUGGGUUGUGUAGACAUGGGACAUGGCAGCUAUGGAAUCACUCAGGGAAAUGCCGGGAAUACUGGGAGGAAGAGGGGAAAGUCCAAAAACUCUGGAGAGGGAGGGGAGCGCAAGAAGAAGAAGCAGGGGGAUGGAGGAGGGCUGAGGGUACCGCACAUUCAAGGGGUGGUGUCUGGAGGCUACAGCAUCCAUGAAUUCUCUCUGGAGAACCAAACGGUGUCUUCCUCUACCGAGCCAGGAGCCGUCAUGCAGCAGGGCCAUCACAGCAGAUCCCCAAAGAUGGCGUUCAAGAAGGCAAAUCGUAAAGGUUUAGACAAAGCAGGUAUGGGACAGGCCAAAGCAGGCUCCCUGGAGCAGACUGUGGGCAUGGACAGUCUUGGUCUAAUGCAGGGUAACGGGGCUAAAGGAGGACCCACCAGCAGCAACUAUGACGACGCCAUGCAGUUCAUCAAGAAAAGACGUUACCUUCAUGCAGCAAACAAUGCAAACUCAUCCGGGCAAGUGGGAGUCGGAGGAACCAGCAGCGAGUACGAAGUCAGUAUGGGACACUUGUCUUCCCAGCAGUCAGUCAUUCAGGGUGGGAUUGAUAGUGACCCUCCUCUUAGUCUGGAUAAAUCAGGGAUCCCAGAUGAGGUGCUCCAGAGCCUCCUUGAACACUACACCCAAAAAAACGACGGCUCCCACCACGAUAUUCACUUUGACAUCAGUGACCACCAUGUGGAUUUAAACCCCGUCUCAACUGAAGGCCCUGACAUCGGCCACAAUGCUGACAACUCCAGCCCUUCUGGAGACAAGAACGUCAUGAUGAACGAAUACUCUCGCUUCUUGCUGCAAGCUUUGGAGCGCACCAGCCACAGUGCCAGCUUCCCUCUGGGCCCCGGGACCCCAUCCUCAGGACCUUUCACAAGUUCCCACUCGGGGAAUCCCAUUUAUGUCGACAAAAACAUCUACACUACGUCUCCACUGGAGUGUGGGUUUGGCCAGUCAGCAGGCUCACCUUCGCUGCCCUCCUCUGUGCCAAAGUCUCACUUUGCGAUGCUGACGAGCUCCUCGCCACAGCACGGCUUCCACCUGAGCAGCCUGGAGGCCUCCACUCACCAGCAGCUCACCCCGUCUCAGGAGCUCAGCGACCAGAUGGAUAAGCACCACUCCUCGACGCCCCCUUCCUCCUAUCAGAUCAGUCCAUCAGACCUGAGCAGCCAGAAAGACCACCCGCCUGUCAAGAACGGCACGGUGGUCUACCAUUUGGCCCCCUCGCAGGAUCUGGCCUCUCUGGACUCCUCCAAGCCUUCCUACCAGAUAGAAAACUUUGCCCAGGCCUUUGGCCGAGGCGGCUUGUCUUAUGGCACUGACUCUGGCGGGGAGGUGGAUCACAGGAUACGGACGUCUGUGUCUGAAUUCUCAGGGUAUACUAGUUUGUUAUCUGAUGUCAAUGAGCCAGUAAGUACAGGUUCCAAAACUGCAACAAGCCAAAGCUACAGAUGAGAGCCUGAGAGGGGGAGAACACUCUGUUGUUAUAGCUGAUGUUCUUGUUUAAUUUUUUUUAGCGCUCCUAUUUUAUUACUAUUAUAAUUAUUAUUAUUGUUAUUAUUAUUUUUUAAGUGACAUCUUUCUGUUCCAUUUUCUGAAGCUCUGUUAUUGUGCCCACUCCUCUACACACAACGAGCCUGCAAGGCUUCCUGCAAAGGCAAUUUUUUUCUAAAGUAUCUGUUAUUUUUUUAAGUUAAUAUGUAUGUACUGUUUUAUUCUUGUCAUUUUAGGGACACUAGGUCAUUAAUCAUGAACUGAAAGUACUUUUUACUUAAGCGUAGAGUAGCACCGGACACAUUUCUUUUCCAAGGAGCUGAAAUGUUUGAGCAAUCAUCUUUACACAUGUGAAAUAAUAAUGAUUAAACCAUGAUGGCAGGGAAUAGCCCAGAAUCGAAAUAGCAAAAAAAAGGUUGUCUGUUACAAGGUUGAAAGUAUUACUCAGGAAAAAGUGGAAAGCCUACGAGGUGCCGUGAGCUCUGUUUUCAGAAGUUUUGCGACUUCAAAGAGCAAUUUUCUUAUGUUUUGUUACUUGUUGAAUAAGUGUGACAUAAACAGACUGCUGCCAGCUCACUUGAGCACUGAAAACACUUUCUACUCGGCUGUAUAGAGAUUAUGGUACUUGCGCGUCAAUGUGAAACUCAUGUUUUCUUCAAUAAGGGCCAUAUAUAUAUCUAUAUAUAUAUUUAUAACAAUAUAUAUGUAUUAAUGUAAAGAAACAGAUUAAAUCAGUUGAAGGAGAGGAAGAACGAGGACUGGUUCAGGGGGUACAUGUUGUCCUUGGUAUAUUUUUGGAGAACAAAAGUGAUGUUAGGGCUUUUCUUUGGCCAAUAGAGGUAGCUGUUGGACAGCGAUAGAAUGGCCUUCCCCUUUUCCUGCCCUCCUCCUCUUCCUCAGUUCCUCUUAUUUCUUUAAAAGAAUCCAAUUAGCACUUUGAGCCGUUUUCUUACAUAGAGUAAAGUACCCUGUCAGAUCAACAGAGCUCAAGCAUCAGCGGUGGACUGAGUUGUUUGGGGCAUAUGCAGACAGGGUUUGUGGGCGGAAAUAUUCUGGGUGUAUGUUCGGGGAUGCCCUUUGUUUGGGUUUAUACGGGAUAGGGGAGGGGAGGGGGUUGAUAUGUAAAAGUGGGAUUUGAACAUUUUCUCUCAUCUUUAGGAAGGGUUAAUUGGGUGGGUGGGUGGGCGGGUUGGGGCUUUUUAAGUUUUAUUCAAUCGGGAUAUUGUAAAUGUAAUUCAAACCCUUAGUUUUAGUUUGACUUGUAACCCAAUUUAGCAGCUUUGCUUUCUAAUUGAAUUUGAUGACGAAUGUGUUAGUGAUUAAGUCUUUCUUAAGCUGUUACUUUUGCAGCCAUAUGCAGUCGGAGCGAAAAGACGGCUGACCAAAAAAUGUGUAUGCAUUUUGAUCUUUUCUCAUGUGCUGGCAGUACCAAGCAUAAUAUUUGUCCCGGCAGAAAUUGGGCGCACGGGUACAAAAAUACUAAAUGUCAUUAAAUGUUAAAUGUAAUUUCUUGCUGGUUUUUAAAUGUAUACAUGUUCUUAUUUUUUUUUUUGUAAAGACAACAAUAAUUGCGCUGUCUUCCACAGCUACAGCUGGCCUUGAGUGCUGGAUUUGAUAUCACUCUGCUGAAUGAGACUUUAGACCCCUUUACACCCCGAUGGCCUGUUGUUUUAAGCAAUCAUUUAAAAUGGCACAGUGAAUUUUAAUGCUGUAAUAUCUUAAAUAAUGUGUUGCCAUGUUGGACAGUUUGAGCGUUAACAAGAGUUUGCCUCAUAUAUACCUCAUAUCACAGUGAACCAGGGAUAACGGAGUGAAGGUUGGAUUUGUGUAGCAGAGAUGCUGUUGUAUGUGAAAACCAUGUCAUGUUCCUGGAGGACUAUUUUUAAACAUUCAUGCUCAUGACAUUUAUAUGAUCCAUUAAGACGUUUGUUGCUUAAGGGUUUUUGUAAUUGCGUCAUGCCAACCAGUAUUCACUUUCUUCAGUUUGACUCAUCCACGUCUGAUUUGCCAGAUUGUUUCAUGAAGCUUGUUGUUUACGAAAAAUAACCGAAACACUACAUCUUCCUUUACUGAAUUCUGACCCAUGUAUAAAUUUUAUUUUAGUAUAUUCCUUUCCCUGUCUUUAUCACCGCCAAAUUUUUGUAGUGAUGAUAUCUUCCAUUUUUAUGUUCUUUCAGGUUCUUGUGAAACGAGUCACAAGGUUAUGCUUGUCCAAUGAAUUUAAAACUGAUUAGGGAAAAAAUAAAAAAAAAUACUGUUAUCAAG
Messenger RNA from Labrus mixtus (cuckoo wrasse), 4904 nucleotides. It is a transcript of the gene znf281a, whose product is annotated as zinc finger protein 281a. Gene Ontology annotation, molecular function: DNA-binding transcription factor activity, RNA polymerase II-specific; RNA polymerase II cis-regulatory region sequence-specific DNA binding. The record is from RefSeq and is a predicted model, not a curated record. Lineage: Eukaryota; Metazoa; Chordata; Actinopteri; Labriformes; Labridae. The transcript has 7 exons. The coding region runs from base 192 to 2600 and encodes 802 amino acids. Gene Ontology annotation, biological process: regulation of transcription by RNA polymerase II.